GCUCAUCUUUGGAUUCUUUUCCGAUCGGUACGGGAGAAAAUGGCCGAUGGUCAUCGAUCUGGUCUUCUUCAUCAUCCUCGAGCUGGCCUCGGGGUUCUGUCAGACUCUGCCGCAGUUCCUUGCGGUGCGUGCGUUGUACGGCAUUGCCAUGGGAGGCCUUUAUGGACCAGCCGGGGCCACCGCGCUGGAAGACCUCCCGUACGACGCUCGCGGCCUGCUGUCCGGGCUGUAUCAGGAAGGGUAUGCCGUGGGAUAUUUCCUGGCCGCGGCCUUCUACCGAGCUCUGGCGGUGACGACUCCGCACGGCUGGCGGAGUCUGUUCUGGUUCGGGGCCGGUCCGCCGGUGCUGAUCAUCCUCUUCCGCCUGUGGCUACCGGAGACAGACCAUUUCCAGGUGAUGAAGGCGGAGCGGGAAGCGUAUGAGCGUGAGUUGCGCGAGUCCGGACAGGAGGUCGCCUCGUUCAAUGUGAAGAGGUUUGCCGUCGACGCCGGCCAGGCAAUCAGCCAGAACUGGUUCCUCUUCCUCUACAUCGUGGUCAUGAUGACGGGCUUCAACGGCGUCUCCCACGGCAGCCAGGACCUGUACCCGACCUUCCUCGAGGACCAGGUGGGCAUGUCCGCCACGGAUGAGACGGUGGUGACCAUCGUCGGACAGGUGGGCGCCCUCCUGGGCGCCAUGACGGUCGGCUACAUCAGCACGUUCUGCGGGCGCCGUCUUUCGAUGAUGGUCGCGUGCAUCUUCGGCGCCGGCCUCAUCCCGGCAUACGUCUACCCGCGCAACCUGUCCCUUAUAGCCAGCUGCUUCUGGGAACAGUUCUGCGUCGGGGGUGUCUGGGGCCCCAUCCCCAUCCACCUAAUGGAACUCUCGCCCAAACCUAUCCGCUCCCUCCUUCUCGGACUAGGCUACCAGCUUGGGAACUUGGCCUCCUCGGCUUCAGUGACUAUCGAAACAACCAUCGGCGAUCGGUACCCGCUCCCCGCCCUGGCCGACGGCACAGCCCGAUACAACUACGGCAAGGUCAUUGCCAUCUUCCUCGGCGCUGUCUGGGCAUAUAUUUUCGUUUUCCUCCUUGUCGGGCCCGAGAUGACUCAAGAGGAACGCGACGCGGAGAUCGAAGAGGCGCGUCAGCUGGAGACCCUGCGCGCGCAGGGAAUCUCGCACCUUGAUAUCGGCCACACGAGGAGAGCCCUGGAGAAGUCAAUCGAGGUACAUGAUUUGGAAGUGGGGGAUAAAGCAGCCGUCGAACAUGUCGAGUAGCC
Penicilliopsis zonata CBS 506.65 is the source of this 1260-nucleotide messenger RNA. RefSeq lists its product as hypothetical. NCBI's taxonomy places the organism in Eukaryota, Fungi, Ascomycota, Eurotiomycetes, Eurotiales, Aspergillaceae. The record is from RefSeq and is a predicted model, not a curated record. Gene Ontology annotation, cellular component: plasma membrane. The coding region runs from base 47 to 1258 and encodes 403 amino acids. Gene Ontology annotation, biological process: plasma membrane lactate transport. Gene Ontology annotation, molecular function: secondary active monocarboxylate transmembrane transporter activity. The transcript is spliced from 2 exons.